Molecule: messenger RNA, 1539 nt
Organism: Phytophthora infestans T30-4
Lineage: Eukaryota; Oomycota; Peronosporomycetes; Peronosporales; Peronosporaceae
Product: Ammonium Transporter (Amt) Family
Exons: 1
Coding region: 1-1539 (512 amino acids)
Biological process (GO): ammonium transmembrane transport
Cellular component (GO): plasma membrane
Molecular function (GO): ammonium channel activity
Source: RefSeq, a predicted model, not a curated record
AUGAACUGGUCGACUCGGCUGGCGCUGUUCGCGUCUCUAUCCCUACUGGUCGCCCCCGCCGUUGCUCAGAGCGGCUCAGGCGCCGUCACGUGUCUGGUGUCCCAGUACUUGAACACGGACACGAGCGAAUGUGUCAACUAUGAGAAUCAGGGCGUGAAGGCCAGCACGGACUUCGACACCGCCGUCGACUCGGGUAACACAGCCUGGAUGCUUGCAUCUGGCGCGCUCGUCAUGAUCAUGACGCCCGGUGUGGCCUUCUUCUACGCCGGUCUCGCUGGCGAGGACAUGGCGUCCAAUACCAUGAUGAUGUCCUUCGUCAGCAUGGCUCUGGUGUCCAUCCAGUUUUGGGCUUUCGGCUAUUCGGCCGCCUUCAGCUCGCACGGCAUCUUCGGCUGGGCCGGCUACAACAACGUCCGCGAGGUCCCUAGCGGCACCUACGGCACGGGCAUCCCGCACAUCUUGUUCGCCUUCUUCCAGACCCAGUUCGCCACCCUGACGCCGGCUCUGCUGAGCGGAGGCAUCGUGGGUCGCAUGAAAUUCGGUUCGUACUUGCUCUUCAUCCUUCUGUGGACGUCACUCGUGUACGACCCCUUGGCUCGCUGGAUGUGGUCGAUGAAGCUUGACGGCUCGUGGGAGAUCACCGCCAUGGGCUGGGAAGGCAAGAUGGGAUCCCUCGACUUCGCCGGCGGCACUGUGAUCCACAUUUCCAGUGGAUUCGGAGCCCUCGCUGCCGCUCUGAUGGUUGGCAAGAGAUACAACCACGGAGACCCCGUCAAGCCGCACAAUGUGCCACUGGUUAUGAUUGGCGCCACGUUGCUGUGGUUCGGCUGGUUCGGCUUCAACGGCGGCUCGUCGGGUGCGGCCGAUGGAAUUGCUGCUACUGCUGCGAUUAACACCCACCUUGGUGCUAGUGCGGGCUUCCUCACUUGGGUCGGGCUGGAGUUUGCCAUGUACAAGAAAUUCGACCCCUGUGGAGCUGCUAGUGGGGCCGUUUCCGGUUUGGUCGCCAUCACUCCGGCCUGUGGGUACGUGUACCCUUGGGCAUCGGUUAUCUUCGGCGUGGUGGGAGCAAUUACAGGCUUUGGCGCCGUGCACAUGAAGAACCACCUGCGCUAUGAUGACACGCUGGACUCGUUCGGCAUCCACGGCUGUGCCGGUGUCAUGGGCGGUCUCAUGACUGGUCUGUUUGCGACGUCCGAGGUGAACCCAAACAUCGAAGGUGGAGCGUUCUACGGCCACGGAAUGCUGUUCGUGCACCAGUUGGUCUCGCAGUGCGUGGCUGCGGCCUACUCGUUCGUGGUGACCAUCAUCAUUCUCUAUGUGUUGAAACUCACGAUCGGCCUCCGUGUUGAUGAGGACAAGGAGGUGAACGGCAUUGACGUGUCGUACCACGGUGGUCUCGCCUACGACUACAGUGCCCAGGACCACAACGGCCCCACUGUGAAGGCUGCCAACCCACCUUCGAGCGAUUUUGCUUCGAUGAUGACACCGAACGUCACAGAGGAAAGCGUGCAGAAGGAGCCCAUUAUGAAUGUUUAA